CUCUGUGAAUUGCCUUGAAACUAGUAAAUUUGGCGCAUGGGUCCUUGUUUUUGGAUAUAAAUAAUACGAAAUGAGUGCGUUAAUGUUUUGAAAUAAAGAAUCUGCUCACCCUUAAAGGCGGUCGGAGGAUUUUGGAGUGUUGUUACAUCAGGUCUUUGUCAGUAUUAUCAAAGUUGGGAAAGGAGUGAAACGCUUGCAGGACCAUGAGUGAGCUGGAGCAGUUGCGGCAGGAGGCAGAGCAGCUGCGCAAUCAGAUCAGAGAUGCCAGGAAAGCAUGCAGCGACUCCAGCCUGUCCCAGAUUACAGCUGGUCUGGAUUCAGUUGGGAGGAUCCAGAUGAGAACGAGGCGGACACUCCGAGGCCAUUUAGCCAAAAUCUACGCCAUGCACUGGGCUACUGAUUCUAGGUUACUAGUUAGUGCCUCACAAGAUGGCAAACUCAUCAUUUGGGACAGCUACACCACAAACAAGAUUCAUGCCAUUCCAUUAAGGUCAUCAUGGGUGAUGACUUGUGCCUACGCUCCCUCAGGGAAUUAUGUAGCCUGUGGAGGCCUGGACAACAUCUGCUCAAUCUAUAGCCUUAAAACCCGUGAGGGCAAUGUCAGAGUCACUAGAGAACUUCCAGGACACACAGGUUAUUUGUCGUGUUGUCGCUUUCUGGAUGAUAGUCAGAUAGUCACCAGCUCUGGAGAUACUACAUGUGCUCUGUGGGACAUUGAGACUGGUCAGCAGACCACCACAUUCACAGGGCACAGUGGAGAUGUGAUGAGCCUGUCUCUCAGCCCAGACUCUAGGACUUUUGUGUCUGGUGCCUGUGAUGCGUCCUCGAAAUUGUGGGACAUCCGAGACGGAAUGUGCAGACAGUCUUUCACGGGACAUGUUUCUGAUAUAAAUGCUGUCAGUUUCUUCCCAAAUGGUAAUGCGUUCACCACAGGCUCGGACGAUGCCACUUGUCGUUUGUUUGACCUUCGCGCAGACCAGGAACUGAUGAUGUAUUCGCAUGACAACAUUAUCUGUGGCAUCACCUCUGUGGCCUUCUCUAAGAGUGGCCGCUUGCUGCUUGCUGGCUACGAUGACUUCAACUGCAAUGUAUGGGAUACUCUAAAGGGAGAGCGUGCAGGUGUUCUAGCUGGGCAUGACAACAGAGUCAGCUGUUUGGGAGUAACCAGUGAUGGCAUGGCUGUGGCCACCGGUUCUUGGGACAGCUUCCUUAGGAUAUGGAACUGACCUCACUGGGUUGGACUUCGGGAGCCACUCUUUCUGAUCACACAAUCACUGUAGUGCACCGCUGCCACAGAGGACCCUUCCCUCUCCAUCUCCUCCUUAUAGAUGACCUAGUUUUCUUCAUCUUCUCUCUUUCUUAGACCGCAUUAUCCCACCAUCCUGCAGUCAGUCAAAGAGGUGAGGACCAACAGCGAUGAGCCUCCACUGGCUCACUGUCUUUCUGGCUUGAUGUCUGACUCGAGGUGGGGGACACGACUGUGUUGUGUACAGUAUAUAUCUGCCAUUCUGUGUGCUUGUAUGUAUAACAUAUGCACUUCUGACAGUGUUUGGAUGUUCUGAUGUGUGGAUACUCGUGAUGGGUGUCUUAACUGUCCCUGUUUUCUUUUCCUGCUUAUUUUUUUUCUCUUUGUCCCCAAUCACAGUGCUAUUUGCCAGACACAGUGGCCAGUGUAAUUAACUAAGGGAUUAGGCUGCCACAGUAUUGUAGGCCAUUAGUGUUUGGCCCUCAACCUUAAUUUAGUUUGCGUCAGGUAGCAUCAGUGUUGGGUCUAUUCUUUCAUAAAUGGUUCAGGCUCAGCUUGGUAAUGUGUAGUUGUGAGAGAAACACUGAUGCCACUGAGCUUGUGUUUGCCACCCUCUAAGCUUGACAGUAAUGUUUGGCGUGUUUCAGUGUAUUAAACUGUAUUACAGACAGCACAGAAGGAUUUACUAUCAGCCUGUCUGUCCAUCUGUCUUUACUAUCACUAUAUGUACUAUCUGAGAUUUGCUGCUUUCCAUAUUUAUUUGGCUGGAUAUAUGAUACAUAUAUGGUUAAAGGGAUAGUUCACCCACAAGUGUAAUUUGUUGUAAUUUGCUCACCCUCAUG
This is a messenger RNA of Sinocyclocheilus rhinocerous, 2088 nucleotides long. It is a transcript of the gene gnb4a, whose product is annotated as guanine nucleotide binding protein (G protein), beta polypeptide 4a. NCBI's taxonomy places the organism in Eukaryota, Metazoa, Chordata, Actinopteri, Cypriniformes, Cyprinidae. Gene Ontology annotation, molecular function: protein binding. The transcript is spliced from 10 exons. Gene Ontology annotation, biological process: signal transduction. Bases 204 to 1226 code for a protein of 340 amino acids. The record is from RefSeq and is a predicted model, not a curated record.